GUGAUUACCAGCAGCCUUUAGCAGUUUAGGACCUGUUAGGCAGGUUCAUACACCAGUGCAUUUGUGUAUUACUAUCGUAUACUUUGGAGACGAUAAUGGGCACAAUGUCCGAAAAACCCUUUCCUCCAUCGCCAGAAACAGCAGCGUCCAGUGUAGCGCAGGCCGAGGACCUGCUGCUGCUGUCCCGGUAUGAGGAAGCAGCUGAUGCAGCGGCAAGCCUACUGCCGGGGCUCGUGGAGCUGGCGGGGAAUCGCCAUUCCCCAAGCGUCGCGCCUUUGCUCCAGCGAGCAUUGGUAGCGGCAGUCCAGGCGCAUUUCUUCUGCGGCAGGCAGGCGCAGUUCGCGGCCCUGGUGGAGGCACUAGGGCUUCAUUCCCUCGCCGUGCCCACGUUCCUGGCCUGGGUGCUCCUCCUGCUUGAGGCGGGCCAGGCGAGCGAGGCGCGCCAACGCGUGGAGACCUACAUGGCCGCCAUACUCACCCUCGCAGCCGAGAAGCAGCACCAGCAGCACAACACCAGGCAGCAACAGCAGCAGCAGCAGCGGCAGCAGCAGCAGGAGAAGCAGCACCAGCACCAGCAGCAGGGGCUGGGGCAGGGGACUGGAGCGCUUGGAUGCGGCGCAGCCUGCCAUGCGCCAGUGCCAGCGCCGGCGGCUGUUGCCACAGCUCAGGACCGCGCGGCUCUGGCGCGUGUGUACAGUCAGGACGUGCUGGUGCUGGGGCUGGGGCGGCAGCAGCAGGCGCUGGACUGGCUGGCACCGCUGGCACCUGCCGCCGCCAGCACUAGCCCCGCUGGUGGUGGUGGCGCCGGUGGUGGCGAUGCAGACAAAGCCGGCACCUGUGACGGUGGCGGCAGCGGUGGUGGCGGUGGUGGGGUUGCUGGCUGCAUUCAGGGGAGCAGCGCACAGAGCGGCGGCGCAGCGGGCGCACGCGCAGGGGCGGCGGCGGCGGCGGCGGCGGCGACGGCUGUGGUGUCUGCGCGGGAGCUGCUGGGCGGUGACGAGGCGGUGGCGGCACUGCGCGCGGAGGUGGAGGCGCUGGUGGCGGCGGCUGCUGGCGCCCGCUACCUGUCUGCUUCCCGCUCCACCUCGGGUCGGUCUGGCGGCAGUAGCAGUGGCAAACAGCACUCCGAGGAUCACCCACGCCACCACCAACAGCAAGCGCCACGGCAGCGCUCAUGCGAAGGGCCCGGCCAACUGCCAGCUGCGGGUCAUGGUGGUGGGGGGGCCUCGGCGGCAGGAGCCGUGGCGCAGGCGCCCUCCGCCGGCGGCCGAGCCGCGGGCGGCGCAGCCAGCAGCUCCGCGGGCCGGCGUUCGUGCAGCCGGAGCACCGAGAUCCAAGCCGCAGCCGGCGCGUUUGGCCGCAGCAGCAGCGGCCGCAGCACCUCCACCGCCAUGAUGUCGGCGCUGGCUAAGCUGGCGGCCGCGGCCAGGUCCUUCGCGUCCGCCGUCGUGGCGCUGGCGGCGCGGCUGGCUGGCGGCGCGGCGGUGCGGCUUACGAGCGCGCAGGCGUGGCUGGUAUGCGCAGCAGCGAGUGCGGCGGCAAAGCUGCGAGCAGGCGUACGCAUCAGCGGUGGUGCCGCUGGCGCCGCCAAAGGCGGCGGACGGCUUGGCGGCGGCAGCUGGGGUGGCGCUUCGGCGGCUCACCUGGCAGCGGCGGUGGUGCUGGGUGCGGUGGUGGUUGUGGCGGUGUCGGCUGAGGCGCCGCACUUGCGGGCGGGGAUGCAAGGGUUGAUGGCGGGGCUGAUGGGGCUGGCAAGGGAGGCGAUGGGCAUGGGGCUGGCGUUGCAUCCCAGUCCUGUGGCAACGAGUGCCAUGGGCCGGUGACGGCCGUGAGUGGCGUGUGGGCCAGACUUGUGUGCGCAGUCCCACCCACCCGACAAGCAUGCAUGCGAUGAUGGGAUGCUCCGGACGACUUUGUGCACCGGACGCGGCGUUAGUUUGGGAGGGCGUUGGGUUGAAGAAAGUGGUUGUCGCCGUUUUCAUGACAUCUGAGCCCCCCCCCAGCGAAGCGUUCCAGGCGUGUGCCUAGUAGGCGCCCGCGUCAAGGUGGCUGGGUUGAUAACGACCCGAGGAGGGGAGGGCUCAGCCCUUUUCCUGCCUCCCUAAGGCAGCCACCUCCUUGUUAUGACAUCUGUAAUUAGGCGAUGCAUAGGCCCGGGCCCUUCUGCAGUGCAUGUACCGGGGUGGCGGGUGCCGUAGACUACCCUGGAUGAUGAGUGCCAAGUCCAAGCGCCAAGCGCGAUCCUCGCACAGUGACGUGUCGUGGGGGGACACAGUGUCUGUGGAAGCCGGUGUAGGAGCGUUCUGUAGUGCAUUCCUUGCGCCUUGGGCCUGGAUGCAGUGGGGUCUGAGCGCAUAUACAGACUCUGGCUUGCAUGCGUGUCCACGUGUUUGCAGGGGGCUAUGACAGCCGGACAGGGCAUCGUCAACUUUGGUUACAACUGUGGCCGUCGAGGAAACCAGGCACUGUUGCCGUGACUUCGAUUGAGAUUGGCCCGAGGAUCUACCAGUACGACCUUGUUAUGCUGGCGGCGCCCGCCGGGCUGGGCGCGUGGCUGCCGCCUGUGUGCGCAGCCGGCGGCUGUGUGAAGCCCAAGCCGGCGGGUGGUGGCGCCAUGGUGGCGGCGGCCUCCUGUACACUCUGCAGCCAUGAGCCCUGAUGAGCCAGGCUCGCACCGAAGUCC
Messenger RNA from Chlamydomonas reinhardtii, 2683 nucleotides. RefSeq lists its product as uncharacterized. Bases 105 to 1823 code for a protein of 572 amino acids. The transcript has 3 exons. Lineage: Eukaryota; Viridiplantae; Chlorophyta; Chlorophyceae; Chlamydomonadales; Chlamydomonadaceae. The record is from RefSeq and is a predicted model, not a curated record.